Messenger RNA from Pochonia chlamydosporia 170, 2265 nucleotides. RefSeq names its product eukaryotic ribosome biogenesis protein 1. NCBI's taxonomy places the organism in Eukaryota, Fungi, Ascomycota, Sordariomycetes, Hypocreales, Clavicipitaceae. Gene Ontology annotation, cellular component: preribosome, large subunit precursor; PeBoW complex. Gene Ontology annotation, molecular function: ribonucleoprotein complex binding; protein binding. The transcript is spliced from 2 exons. The record is from RefSeq and is a predicted model, not a curated record. Gene Ontology annotation, biological process: ribosome biogenesis; maturation of LSU-rRNA from tricistronic rRNA transcript (SSU-rRNA, 5.8S rRNA, LSU-rRNA). The coding region runs from base 1 to 2265 and encodes 754 amino acids.
AUGGCUCCCCUCCGCGGAACUCGCAAGAGGAAGGAACAUGACGAGGCCGAUGAGACAUCUGACCUAGACUUCGACGGCGAUACGCUGGAUGGAGUUUUAUCUCAAAGCGAUAGCGAUUCUGAUGCGGAAAGCACCGACUUUGAAGAUUACGACUCUGAUCCCGACGAGAGCCAGAGUGAUGUUCAAAGUGAUGAUGCCGACCACAAGCUUGAGGCAGAACACGCGACAUACGCUACCGUUGAUGCUGGCGUUGAAAGCCUGGAAGGAGCGCCUUCCUACCGCAUUGUGACUGAUGCCAAUGGCGGAGAACGCUACGAAUAUGAGGAAAUCGACCCUGUCUAUGAUAGCGACGAUACGGAUGCUCAAGGUCCAACAAACACCAUCGGCAACAUACCCUUGUCCUUUUAUGACUCUUAUCCACACAUUGGAUACGAUAUAAACGGAAAGAAGAUUAUGCGCCCUGCUACUGGGGAGGCCCUUGACGCUUUGCUAGACAGUAUCGAACUUCCGAAGGGGUGGACUGGCUUGACAGAUCCCGAGACUGGCAAGCCGCUCAAUCUCAGCCAAGAUGAGCUGGAGCUGCUGCGCAGGCUGCAGAUGGGAGAGGUGCCUGACGAAGGCCAUGAUCCUUACCCGGAUAUGAUUCCAUACUUCACUAGUAUUGAGGAGCAGAUGCCACUCAGCGCGGCACCCGAACCGAAAAGACGAUUCAUUCCUUCCAAACAUGAAGCAAAGAGGGUUGCUCAGCUUGUACGAGCCAUCAAGGACGGCCGAAUUCUCCCGUAUAAACCCUCAGAGGCUAAAGACGAAGAAGCCGAAGACGAAGCACUUCAUUACGAUAUUUGGGCGAACGAGGAGCCAAAAGACCCCCACGUUAUGAAUAUUCCUGCACCAAAGCUCGCUCCACCGGGAUAUGAUUUGAGCUACAACCCUCCACAGGAGUAUUUGCCCACUGCGGAAGAGGCAAAAGCCUGGGAGGACACCGAUCCUGAGGAGAGGGAAAAGGACUACCUCCCAGCUCGUUUCGAUUCCCUGCGAAAGGUGCCGGGUUAUGGACAGUUGGUCAAAGAGAGGUUUGAAAGGUGUUUGGAUCUGUAUUUGGCGCCAAGAGUUCGCAAGAACAGGCUGAAUAUUGACCCAAACUCGCUGCUCCCCAAACUGCCUCGACCAGACGAACUCAAACCAUUCCCGACGGUUUGCCAAACCAUUUUCAAAGGACACGAAGGGCGAGUGCGUUCUGUGGCAUUUAGCCCCGAUGGAGAGUGGCUUGCAUCAGGCGGAGACGAUGGUUCUGUGCGUGUCUGGGCCAUCAACGGCCAUCAGGAGUGGAUGGUCAAGCUGAGUUCUGAAGAGGCCGUCAACGUUGUCCGUUGGCGCCCAAACAAAGAGACUUUCAUUCUUGCCGCCGCCGCUGGAGAAGAACUCUUUUUUAUGGUACCUUCUAUUUGCAGCGACUCCAUGGACAGAGCGAGCCGAGCGAUUCUUGAUGCCGGGUUUGGAUUCGCAGCGUCCUCCGCGCGAUCAAAUUCUGGCGCAGACAGCGGGGGUAGGGAAUCUUCCGCCAAAUGGUCAAGGCCUGGGUCUAAGCUCGAGGACGCAGGUGUCUUGGUCAAAGCUACUGUCCGGGCAGCCAUCAAAACUUUGAAUUGGCACAGACGUGGCGAUUUCCUUUGCUCAGUCUCCCCAACCGGGCAAAGAAGUUCUGUAGCUAUUCACACACUCUCAAGGCACCUUAGUCAGAUUCCCUUUCGUCGGCUGCCUGGUCUUGCGCAGACCGCCCAGUUCCACCCGUCACGGCCGCUCUUCUUCGUCGCAACGCAGAGGAUGAUUCGUUGCUAUGACCUCCAAAAACAAGAACUUGUGAAAGUUGUUCAGCCUGGAGCCCGGUGGAUAUCUUCAUUUGAUAUCCAUACAGGAGGUGACAACCUCAUUGUGGGAUCGUAUGACCGCAGAUUGCUGUGGCAUGAUCUGGAUCUUUCCAGCCGACCUUACAAGACGAUGAGAUUCCAUGCUGAAGCCAUUCGAGCGGUGAAAUUCCACCGUAGCCUACCACUGUUUGCAGACGCUAGUGACGAUGGGUCACUGCAAAUAUUCCAUGGGAAGGUUGUCAGCGAUUUAAUGGAAAACGCAACCAUUGUACCUGUCAAAAUGCUGAAGGGUCAUUCGGUUGUCAGCAAGUUGGGAGUGAUGGAUGUUGACUGGCAUCCCCGCCAUCCAUGGUGUCUGAGCGCGGGAGCAGAUGGCACAUGCAGGCUAUGGACAUGA